Rasamsonia emersonii CBS 393.64 is the source of this 714-nucleotide messenger RNA. RefSeq lists its product as uncharacterized. Bases 1 to 714 code for a protein of 237 amino acids. The record is from RefSeq and is a predicted model, not a curated record. The transcript is spliced from 4 exons. Lineage: Eukaryota; Fungi; Ascomycota; Eurotiomycetes; Eurotiales; Trichocomaceae.
AUGGAGCAUCCCGGUAAUGAGGAGACUGGUCCGACUGAUCCCUCCCCCGUCGUGCAGCACCUGCAGUCGCCCAGCGAGGAGCGUCAACCGCAGCCAGACCACCAUGAGGAUAUCGUCAUAACAGCGACUGCCGCCGGCGGGGUUAGCGCCAGCAAUGGCACUGCUCUAUCUGCGUCUUCUGUCGCCGAUGGCCAGGCGACCAAGGAACGUCCGAUCUCCGAUGUCGUCCCUCCAUACUGGCGUCACCAUCGCAAUGCCUCUCGUGCGUCCCAGACAUCGAUUGACACCGCCAUCAGCAAGCCCGCGAUAACCUUGGAGGAUCACACCGAGGACCCGAAUUCAGAUACCAGUCGCGGCCUGUGGGCGAAAAGCGUCACCAUUGACGACCAUGUCGUCGUUCACGGCAAGACGGGAGUGGGAGCAUACGUGGUGUGGAUCUGCAAGAUCGAGAUGCUCGAGGUGGGGCGGUCCCAUGAUGAUUCGGAUGAGAUACUCCGAGUUCGACGAGCUGCGAAAUCUACUGCUUGCGGCCUUCCCGCACGCAAAGAGCGCCUUGCCGCCUCUUCCUCCGAAGAGUGCUCUCUUGCGUCUCUCUGGCACCUCCGCGGCCUUGCCGAGCUUCAUUCUAACAGCAGAUCUAGCUGUGUUUUGUUGAACCCGGAGUUUUCGGGAUCUCCCGUGCUGAAAGAUUUCCUCUUCUCCCAUUUGGGAUGA